UCAACGUGAAGGGCGGAAGCUUCAAGAUGAAAGCAACGAAGGAAUUACUGCUGCUCGAUGUGAGAGACACACCUUCUCCUGUUACCGGCACAUAUGGGCCAAUGGAAAAUAGAGGCAACAUUGUUUACAAGUUCGUUGAAGUAGGACCACAUCUUCCCAUCGUCAUGCAGAGCUUGGAUGAUGCGGUAUCAAAGGCUGUUGAGUUGAUCAAGCAUUUGGCUCAGGUCAAUAGCUACCAAAUUGAGAGUGCCACAACUGAGGAUGUGAUGAAAUUGUAUCAACUACUGCGAUUGGUGCCAUACGAAGGAUUAGAAGUGAUGUGGAAGCAGUUUGCGGCACAUGACGAGUACAGACGGUGGUUUUUGGACACGGUUGUGGAAGUCAACGAUGCCAGAAUCCUUAAGUUCCUCCAGAUGAGGUUCCAGAAAGGAGACAUAACUGUUUCCGAGGCCUUCCAAACGCUCUUAUUGGCCUUCGAACACCUUGAGCCUCUUCCUGAACUGGUUGAGAUGGCUAAAGGGUUCCUGAGCCUGCCCUACAGUCGAUCUAACGUCUUUAUAUGGCAAACUGUGGCACUUUCUUAUGGCUCACUGGUGUACAAGCACUGCACCUACUACACACCUUGUCCAGUGUCUGCUGUUCAG
This is a messenger RNA of Hippocampus comes (tiger tail seahorse), 644 nucleotides long. RefSeq names its product vitellogenin-1-like. The annotation marks the transcript as partial. Gene Ontology annotation, molecular function: lipid carrier activity. NCBI's taxonomy places the organism in Eukaryota, Metazoa, Chordata, Actinopteri, Syngnathiformes, Syngnathidae. The transcript is spliced from 5 exons. The record is from RefSeq and is a predicted model, not a curated record. Gene Ontology annotation, biological process: cellular response to estrogen stimulus; lipid transport; response to estradiol.